This is a messenger RNA of Drosophila busckii, 1151 nucleotides long. Its product is annotated as ficolin-1-like. Lineage: Eukaryota; Metazoa; Arthropoda; Insecta; Diptera; Drosophilidae. Bases 24 to 956 code for a protein of 310 amino acids. The record is from RefSeq and is a predicted model, not a curated record. The transcript has 4 exons.
AGUAAGGAACAAAUCCUAUCAGAAUGAAGUUCGUUUUGUUCAGCACUGUGCUGAGUAUUUUCAUUUUGCAUUUAUGUCUAGCUGGAAGGCUGAGUUCAGAGUUUGCGUUAGAAGAGGAAAUUGCUGAAAACCAACCCAAGACUCAUGGAAUGGAACAAGAGCUAAGUGCUCUAUUUGAUGCAGCCAUGGAGCAAAUCCGAGCAAACAAAAUUGAGAAUGUUAAUACAGCUGAUAUUAUUAGGAAAUUAAUAGACAGAAAUACCACAGGACUUCUUCACCAUUAUCCUUCAUUCUGUCCUCCAAAUAAUGCUGCACAUGGCGUUUAUACGGUUAAUGUUGCCGAACUUCAGCCGUUUUCGGUUUUUUGUGAUACCCGUAUAGCUGGUUCCGGCUGGAUGGUUAUUCAACGUAGAGUUGAUGGACAUUUGAAUUUCUUUCGCAAUUGGACGCAGUACCAAAAGGGCUUUGGUAAUGUAUCUACAGAGUUUUUCAUUGGUUUAGAUAAAUUACAUGCCUUAACCGCAUCGAGACCCCAUGAGCUCUACAUCUAUCUGGAAGACUUUGAGGGCAACGCCCGUUAUGAAAGGUAUGAUGAGUUUCUUAUCGCUGGCGAAGCCGACAGUUAUAGAUUGACUAAACUGGGAACUGCCUCUGGAGAUGCUGGAGAUUCACUGAUAAGACACAUAAGUAAAAAGUUUAGCACUUAUGAUAAGGAUAAUGACGAUUCAAGCGAUGAUUGUGCGCAGACUAAGAUUGGGGCUUGGUGGUAUGGUACCUCUAACGGCUAUUGUUGUUAUAGUUCUCUUAAUGGUCUCUAUCUGAAGGGCGAGGUAUCUGGUACGCUUGAGGAAAAACAAAUUUACUGGCAUAGCUUUAAAGGCGCAAAAUAUUCCUAUAAAUUUGUCCAAAUUAUGAUACGUCCCAAGUGUCUGGAAGCGUAUCCCAAUAGGGUGUAAAUAAAAUUUUACUACUCAUAAAUAGAAUAAACAGAAAGAGGAAGUUGGAUCCAUUAAAAAUAUACAAUGCGGAACGCAUUUCAAGCAUUUGGGUUAUGAUAAUAACUGGCUAAUCCGAUAAGAUAAAUAUAUUCCAUUAUUGAUAAUACGUUUUAUGGAAUUUUCCAUUAGCCUUGUGCAUUUUUAACACAUUUA